UUCCAUAUUCCAUCUGGUCUCAUUCUACCAGGCUGCGAAACAAACCUCAACAAAUUAAUAAAAUUCCAAAGAAAAUUGUCAAUAAUUUCGGGUACCAAUUCAGCACAGAUUCUUCGCAACGAAUUUGACAUACUCCAAAGGCUACAUCACCAGUACUUAGUAAAGACGAUCAAAUAUAAUCAGGUUAAUUAGAAAGAAAUGGCACGCGGACACCAGAAGAUCCAGUCGCAGGCGAAGGCCUCCGAGAAACAGGCGAAACUGAAGAAGCAGCAGGGCCACAGUGCCAACGAUCAGAAAAAGGCGGCUCAGAAGGCACUUGUCUAUGUGUGCGCCGUCUGCAAGUCGCAAAUGCCUGAUCCCAAGACUUACAAGCAGCAUUUUGAGAACAAGCAUCCCAAGAACGACAUGCCCGAGGAGCUAAAGGAAGUCUGAUGUCCGAUUUUUCUGUGUGAAUAUAUACAUAUAUCAAGCUUAACGAGAUCGACGAAAUGCCUACCAGUACGAAAUCUUUUCAACAAUAACUUUAUAUCGGCCCGAAUAACAAAGCCACUAUUAGGGUGAAGCCUAGAGGGAUGAUGCAAGUUAAAAGAUAGUUUCCAUCGCAAAGGGCCCAGCUGAAUUUUUAUAAACACUGCUGACUUUUUGUUAAUACAUUGAAAAUAACACAUGACUUAAUGGGUACAAUACAAUGCCACCUACCACAAAGUAAAAAUAA
Messenger RNA from Drosophila eugracilis, 715 nucleotides. Its product is annotated as zinc finger protein 706-like. Bases 199 to 432 code for a protein of 77 amino acids. Lineage: Eukaryota; Metazoa; Arthropoda; Insecta; Diptera; Drosophilidae. The record is from RefSeq and is a predicted model, not a curated record. The transcript is spliced from 3 exons.